Messenger RNA from Dermatophagoides pteronyssinus (European house dust mite), 1009 nucleotides. RefSeq lists its product as uncharacterized. Lineage: Eukaryota; Metazoa; Arthropoda; Arachnida; Sarcoptiformes; Pyroglyphidae. The record is from RefSeq and is a predicted model, not a curated record.
AUGUCAACAACAUUUGUUUAUACCGUACUAAUCAAUGAUAAAGUACAAUUACCAUGUGAUAUACAACCACCAACAAUGGAUGAUCAAAUUGUUUUGGUUCUUUGGUAUAAAGAUGAUGAGCUGGCACCAAUACUUACGUUGGAUGUUCGUAAAAUACAUGGUAGACCAGCACAUUUAUCAAUCGAUCCAGUCGCUGCAUCCGAUGAAGGUGAUUAUCGUUGUCGUGUUGAUUUUCGUAAAGCACGUACAAUUAAUACAGUGAUUUCAUUAAAAGUGAUAAUUCCACCACAAGUGCCAAAAAUUACUGAUCAAGAUGGAAAUUAUUUAACCGGUUUAGUUGGUCCAUAUAAUGAAGGUGAUGAAUUAACAUUAACUUGCCUUACAAAAGGUGGAAAACCACGACCAUCAUUAAUAUGGUGGAGAGAUUAUGCAAUCAUUGAUGAUUCAUUUGAAUUUGAUGAUCGUGACGUGACUACAAACGAAUUGGUCAUUCAACGUUUAUCAAGACAUCAUUUGUUAGCAAUAUUAAUGUGUCAAGCAAUCAAUUCUAAUCUAACAUCAACAAUAACAACAUCAUCAUCAUCAUCAUCAUCGUCAACAACAGCAAUAUCAUCAUCAUCAUCAUCAUCAUCAUCAUCAACAGCAACGGCGACAUCGACAAUACAAACAUCCAAUUCAAUAACAUUGGAUCUAAAUUUAAAACCAAUCGAAAUAAGAAUAACACAACUAACACCAAUAUUAGUGGCCGGUAAUGAUGCAUUAUUUGAAUGUAAUACAUUUGGAUCCCGGCCAAUGCCAAUCAUAUAUUGGUUAUUUGAUGGUAAUCGUUAUGAUACAAGAAUUCAUGAUCCACCACAAAUGGAAUUAAAAUUAGGUGCACCAUCAUUAUCAUUGGAUUCAAUACAGGAAGGAAUCGAUAUUUAUUUUGAUUGUCAUAUUGAUUCAAAUCCAUUACCAACAACACCAAUCACUUGGUUAUUUAAUGGUGAACCAUUACAACCAGAGCCCG